Mobula hypostoma (lesser devil ray) is the source of this 1298-nucleotide messenger RNA. It is a transcript of the gene cdk10, whose product is annotated as cyclin dependent kinase 10. Gene Ontology annotation, cellular component: nucleus. Gene Ontology annotation, molecular function: cyclin-dependent protein serine/threonine kinase activity; ATP binding. The coding region runs from base 175 to 1254 and encodes 359 amino acids. Gene Ontology annotation, biological process: protein phosphorylation; regulation of mitotic cell cycle. Lineage: Eukaryota; Metazoa; Chordata; Chondrichthyes; Myliobatiformes; Myliobatidae. The transcript has 13 exons. The record is from RefSeq and is a predicted model, not a curated record.
CGUACUCAUCUUCUGUACAUUUUUAUUGUGAAUAACGUUUACUUUUGGAGAUAAAUAAACAACCCGGGCCAGUAACUCCAAAACGCGCUGGGCGGUGGUUGGCCAUCACAGCGCAAACCCUGGUAGAGCCGCCGCUUGGCCAACUACGGCUGGUUCUGGAGCUGCUCCGAGAUCAUGGGCGACGCCAACGACGAGCCGGAGCCCAUCCGACUCAAGUCCCUGAAGUACGAGGGCAGCUUUACCGUGCCGCCGGAGGACAAGCUGGGUAGAGGCAGGAGUGUGAAAGAAUUUGUGAAGCUGAAUCGUAUUGGUGAAGGAACCUACGGUAUUGUAUACCGUGCCCAUGAUAUGAAAACUGAUGAAAUUGUUGCUCUCAAGAAGGUUCGAAUGGAUAAAGAAAGGGAUGGAAUCCCCAUCAGCAGUUUGAGAGAGAUUAACCUACUACUUAAACUGAGACACCCUAAUAUUGUAGAGCUAAAAGAAGUAGUGGUGGGAAAUCACCUGGACAGUAUUUUCCUAGUAAUGGGAUACUGUGAACAGGAUCUUGCCAGUCUUCUAGAAAAUAUGCAGUCACCAUUCUCAGAGGCUCAGGUGAAAUGUAUAAUCUUGCAGUUAUUAAAGGGACUGCGAUAUCUACAUGAAAACUUCAUUAUUCACAGAGACCUUAAGGUAUCCAAUUUGCUGAUGACUGAUAAAGGGUGCGUGAAGAUAGCGGACUUUGGGCUGGCACGUGCAUAUGGGGUGCCUCUAAAACCCAUGACUCCAAAAGUAGUAACACUAUGGUACAGAGCACCUGAAUUACUACUGGGAACAAAAACACAGACUACGGCUAUUGAUAUGUGGGCAGUAGGUUGCAUCCUUGCAGAGCUACUGGCACACAAACCUUUGCUUCCUGGAAGCUCCGAAAUCCAUCAGAUUGACUUAAUUGUUCAGUUAUUAGGGACUCCGAAUGAGAACAUCUGGCCUGGCUUUUCCAAGUUACCAUUAGUGGGACAAUACACUCUGAGAAAACAGCCUUACAAUAACCUGAAGCACAAAUUUCCAUGGUUAUCAGAAGCUGGCCUCCGACUUCUCAACUUCCUCUUCAUGUAUGACCCAAAAAAAAGGGCUACAGCAGAAGAUAGUCUGGAGAGUUCCUAUUUUAAAGAAAAGCCAUUGCCAUGUGAACCAGAACUUAUGCCAACGUUCCCCCAUCAUCGUAACAAACGAGCUGCUUCUAGUGUGGAUAACCAACAGAAACGUCCCAAGGUGUGAUUCAUUGAUUCUGGUGACCUGGAAACCAUCUUCCAGUGUAACUG